Messenger RNA from Dimorphilus gyrociliatus, 2319 nucleotides. Lineage: Eukaryota; Metazoa; Annelida; Polychaeta; Dinophilidae. The record is from the annotation of a GenBank genome assembly.
GCAGAAAGCCGCCAAAUAGGAGUGAGAUUUAAAAAUAUGGCAUUGGCAUCGUAUAAUAAACAUAAAGGUAUAACUGGCCUUAAAACAAACGUAAAAAGUAAAAAGAAUAUAAAAUUCGACGAUGGAGCAAUAAAACGAAAUGGAAAAUCCUCGGAUUCUCUGUUAGUACCGCAAACUGAAGUUAGUUGCGUCAUUAAAUAUUUUGUUUUUGGCUUUAAUGUUCUUUUUUGGCUGUUGGGUGGCAUAAUUGCUGGUAUUGGAAUAUGGGCGUGGUCAGAGAAGGAGAUGUUUCGUAAAAUGACUAAAAUUACGUCUAUUCAGAUUGAUCCAGCAAUAGUGUUUAUUGUUGGAGGGUCGGUUAUAUUUAUAAUUGGUUUUACAGGUUGUGUUGGAGCUCUGAGGGAGAAUAGUUGCCUAUUACUUACAGUAAGAUAGAUAAUAUCCUUUAAGAGAUAGGUUAAAUGCUACAGAAUUAUAAUUUCCUAUAAUUUCCCUUUUAAUUAUUUAUACAUAUAGUACUGUGUGUUAAUUGGUGUAAUAUUUUGUAUCGAAUUGACUCUUGCUGCCCUCGGUUUCAGUUUCAAGGACAAAGUAUGCCUUUUGAGGACCAUCUCAUCCAAUUAAUUGUUUAUUCUUUACAUAUUGAGCUAGAUUCAAGACGAAAUUCAAAAGAGUCUAUUGAUUUUUAUUAAGAAAUACAGAGAUGAUCCAGAUUUGCAAAAUUUAAUAGAUUGGGUACAAAAAGAUUGGCUACAUUGUUGCGGAGUCUACGAUUACAACGACUGGGAAAGAAAUGAAUACUUUAAUUGUUCUUCUCCUUCUCGAGAGGCUUGCGGAGUUCCUUUCUCAUGUUGCAAAGUGGAUAAGUUGUCUAAAUACUUAAUAUAUAAUAGACAGUGCGGAUACGAUCUCAGAAAGCUUCUUCAAGUAAAUUCAUCUUUAAUCUACGGUGGAUGUUACGAAAAGGGUGAAGAAUUGCUUGCGAAAUACUUUAUACCCAUGCUUGGAACUUGUAUUUCCGUAGCUGUAAUGCAGAUUCUAGGCGUAUGUUUCGCUUAUAAUCUAAGAAGUGAUAUAUCCCUACAAAGGAAAAGAAUAGAAAAAUGCAACUCAGUAUAAAAAAUUUAAAUGAUUUUAUUUCGCUUUCAAAAUUUUUACCAUCCCUCCCACCCCUCUCCCUCAACCUACGAAAAACCCCAUGAUCAUAAAUUUGCUGCUUGAAACAAAACACAGACAUAAACAUAAAAAAAUAUCGCACUCCUUCCGCAUGUUAUUCAAUAAUACUUAACUUAUGCGAAAAAUGGAACAAAUAUGUACAUGAAAGUGAAUAAAAAUCGUCAUACAUGAAUUUUGGUACAAAAUUUCCUAUUCUGUAUACUUUUUCGAUCGUAAAUCAAACCACGUAUCUAUUUUUAGCUGUCGAUCCCGUUUUUGACAUAGUAUCAGCGUGAGCUUGGUAUCCCAUCGUGCUUCGAUUCAUGUUUAAGCGUUCCUUCAAGGUUUUCCUGUGUAAAUCACUCAAUAUUAAUCAUUUUCUCUAUCGAAUCUUUAAUAAUAAUUCUAGAUGUGUUAAUGUAUGAACAAGUUUCUACUCACCCUAUGGACACGAUUCCCAAUUCGUCAGUGCUGUUUUGCGUCCAAAGACCUAAUUUAUCUCCUAAUGACAAAUAUCUGACUUAAAUUAAGUUCAUUAAAUCUAUUCUAAACACCUUUCGUUCUAAUGUUGAUGGUAGCACCGCAAAUUUGAUGUCCGUAUUCACCAAAGGCUUCACCUAUCAUACAUAAGAGUGUUUCUAACCAAAACUUAUCCAACUCCGUACUUCUUUGAUUCUUAACCAAAUUUAUCAGCCAUCGGCCUCCAUUUUUAUUUUUUUCAUCUUCCCACAUCGGUUGAACUCCGUCCUAAUAUGAAAAACCCAUUGUAUCAAGCUCAAAUAAUAGAAAUUGUUCACAAUUUUAAAAUUAGCUUACAAUAUUGAUCUACUAAAAAAUAUUAGUACUUAUUCUAUACCGUUUUAUACAUACUCUAUCGAACGUAUUAUUAAUUAUCAACUGAUUCGAAUACGAAACUAAGAAUUCCUUUUAUCAGUUUUGGCCGUUAUUUUUUUUUUUAGCUAUUUUAGAGAGUGUUAUUGAAAUAACCUAAUUUUAACUUUAAUUAACUAUAUAUAAACCAUAUUGGAUAUAUUACUCUGAAAAAAAAUAGACGAAAUAAGUUCUUAUUUCUGAAAUACUCAGCUAUAUAUGACAUUCGUACAUGUACACAUUUCCAUAUCUACCAAUAGUCACGUUCUCACCUUAAACAACGAAUAAUCACAU